Pseudonaja textilis is the source of this 999-nucleotide messenger RNA. The record is from RefSeq and is a predicted model, not a curated record. NCBI's taxonomy places the organism in Eukaryota, Metazoa, Chordata, Lepidosauria, Squamata, Elapidae.
CUCUGCCGGCGGCCCGUCCCCUUCGUGCCCGGAGGGAGGAACCGCCGGGAGGGGAGCCCCGUCGCCAGGGCAGGAAAGGACCGGGACGGCUAGACUUUGGAUCCCAGCCUCGCCCUUUGCCUCUCGGGCCGCUCAGCAGCCGCGAUGCGGGAAACCCUCUUUAAGGACAACUUCUGGACAACAGACUUGAUCAGCACAGCCGGAUAUGACAACAUUGUCCAACACUUGAACGACGGCAGGAAGAACUGCAAAGAAUUUGAAGACUUUUUGCGAGAAAGGGCUUCUGUAGAAGAGAGAUAUGGGAAGGAUCUGAUCAACCUGUCACGGAAGAAACCCUGUGGGCAGACAGAGCUAAACACCCUCAGAAGAGCACUGGAGGUCUUCAAGCAACGAGUGGAGACUGUUGGCCAAGUCCAUAUGCAGCUAGCCCAGAAUCUCAGGGAAGAAGCGAAGAAAAUGGAGGAUUUCAGAGAAAAACAAAAACUCCACCGUAAAAAGAUUGAACUAAUAAUGGACUCCAUUCACAAAACCCGGAAUCUGCAAUACAAGAAGACCAUAGAAGCCAAGAGGCUCUAUGAACAGCGAUGCAGGGACAAAGACGAAGCAGAGCAAGCCGUUCAUCGGAGCACCAACUUGGUCACACCGAAGCAGCAGGAGAAGCUGUUCGUGAAACUCGCUCAGGCCAAAUCUGCCUUGGAGGACUCAGACAGGGUGUACCAGAACAACAUCAACGCUCUGGAGAAGAUCAGGGAAGAAUGGCAGAACGAACACAUCAAGGCUUGUGAGUUCUUCGAGAGUCAAGAAUGCGAGCGGAUCAACUAUUUUCGGAACGCUAUGUGGUUGCAUGUCAACCAGCUGUCGGAAGGUUGUGUCAAGAAUGAUGAUAACUACGAAGAGAUCCGCAAAGCCCUCGAGCAGUGCAGCAUCGGGAACGACAUCGAGUGUUUUGUACAUAUUCGCAAGACCGGCAACCUCCCUCCAGAUCCAGAUACUGGGUAA